This is a messenger RNA of Drosophila simulans, 8505 nucleotides long. RefSeq names its product MOXD1 homolog 2 (gene olf413). Bases 1061 to 3343 code for a protein of 760 amino acids. Gene Ontology annotation, biological process: norepinephrine biosynthetic process; dopamine catabolic process; octopamine biosynthetic process. The transcript has 11 exons. The record is from RefSeq and is a predicted model, not a curated record. Lineage: Eukaryota; Metazoa; Arthropoda; Insecta; Diptera; Drosophilidae. Gene Ontology annotation, cellular component: secretory granule membrane. Gene Ontology annotation, molecular function: copper ion binding; dopamine beta-monooxygenase activity.
CGUAUUGUAUUUUACAGUCGAACGCGAACCAGUUACUUCCGAAGUUUCCCAGCGAGCGGUACACGGGCGGACGAUUCGUCCGAGAAGCGAAACGAGUCUGCAUUUUUAGCACGUCACGACGAGGCAAGCAAAAUCUCAAAAGAAAACACGAAAAGGCGAGACAGAACUGUGCGUGAAACAUUGUGCAGCGUUGCGAGUGCUUCUAUUCAAAGCACCCAGCGAAAAUAUGUAAAUAAAACGUUGUAAGCGACAGAAUAAGCCCGGUUUCACAGUGCGCCCCAUUCAUAUGCAAAUCGGAAUCGGUGCCGCAAACUAAGCAGCACAUAAUUUGCGAAUUAAAUCAAAACACACGUCGCUCCGUCUCGCUCUUUUGAGCCGGCAUCCUGGCAGCAACAACAAUUGCAGGACAUUAAACGGACGCCUGGCUGAACGUUACGCGACGCGAACCGUUAACCGUUACGCUUCCGCUUUACGGCUUACGUAGCUCGCGCACGGUCCUGUGUGUGUGUGUGUUUUGCGGAUUUAACAAUUGGCAACGGGGCGGAUGAGAAACGCGAUGCCGCCCACGUAAUGUGUGCCGAAAUUUAAAUUGCACUCUAUGUAUACGACUGUGUGUCGGCGUGAGUGUGUGUGUGUGUGGAUAACGAUUACCAUAAACGUAAACAAAAGGAUUAGACGUUACGUUGCCGGGAUUACGCCAGCAGUAGCGACAGACUUUUUCCGAUAGCUCCAGCUUCCAUUCUCAGGUUGCAUCCGCCCGAUCAGGCAGAGCUUAAGCUUUGUUCAUCCGCGGCUUUGUUCGUGUGACAAGCGAAACUAAUGAGCACAAAUCGGAAGCAGGAAGCAGCAAGCAGCAAGCAGCAACGAAAGUAAAACUGCUUAAGUAAAUACUCGUAACUGUGAUAAGACCAAAGAAAGCACAGCGGAUCACAAGUUGCGUAAUUACGAGCCAUCGUCCAGUGAUUUUGCGCGCAAUAAAUGUCAACGUGGCAACAAGGAAAGUAAUCACAACUAUUUGCUAAACCCAAGCACCCAGCAAACCAGCAAACCAUCUCACAAAAUGGCUCACCCACGGAAGGCAGUUGCGCCACCAGCAACACUUCAACUUGCCCCACCAGCACAAACAGCACAAAGCCCGGCAGCAACAUUGCUGCACAGCAGAAGAGCCUCAAGUUCAAGGCGGUCAUCGUUAAUCAGAUGUUUUAUAUCCUGCCACACGUUCAACUUCUUCCUGCUGCUUCUCCUCUUCGCCAGCGGAGUCCGGGCUGCCGGCAAGCUGGCCACUCGGAGCAACAAAACAUCGGGCUCAUCGGCAGCAUCGGGAGUCGGAGCCGGAACAGCGGCAACUUCGGCAGCGGCGGCGGCAGCGUCUGGAACACCCAUUUGGGAUCAUGCCAUCGAUUUGAAUGAGGAUUUUCGCAUACUAUGGCAAAUCAUUAAUCAGGAUAUAACGUUUGAAAUACAGGCACGUACCCUGGGCUACGUCGGGUUCGGAUUCUCGCCCGAUGGCAAUCUGGCUGGUGCCGAUAUGGCCAUCGGCUGGGUGGACAAGGGUCAAACCUAUUUUCAGGAUCGACACGUCACACGGAAUGGAGACCCUGAGCCGGUGGUGGAUCCCUCGCAGGAUUAUAUGCUGAUGCUGGGCUACGAGAACGCAACCCACACGGUCCUCCGCUUCCGACGCAAACUGGACACAUGCGACCCCAGCCACGACAUCGCCAUCACGAACGACACGAUGCGCCUGCUGUACAUGUACCACGCCCAGGAUCCGCCGCACGGCUCGGUGCGUCCUGGCACCCUUCCGGAUCCGGCCCGCGCCUUCCGCCCCUACCGCCCCAUGGUCCUCAUGCAGCGCGCCCAGCUGCCGAUGCCCUCACCCACGCACGACGAGCGCGUGCGAGUCCUCGAGCUGCGCAACGAGGAUGUGGAGCUGCCCGCCGGCGACCUGCCGCUCUUCUGGUGCAAGAUGUUCAAGCUGGAGGACAUCAAUCGCAAGCACCACCUGAUCCGGUACGAGCCGAUUUAUGAUUCAUCGUCCAGCGUGCACUACUUGCAGCACAUAACGCUGCACGAGUGCCAGGGUGCCCACGCGGAGCUGGAGGAGAUGGCACGCGAGCAGGGCCGCCCGUGCCUCGGAGCCCGAUCCAUUCCGCUGGCGUGCAACGCCAUCGUGGCCUCCUGGUCGCGCGGCAGCGAGGGCUUUACUUAUCCACAUGAGGCCGGCUACCCGAUCGAGUCGCGGCAGGCGAAAUAUUAUUUAAUGGAGACCCAUUACAACAAUUUGAAGCCCGACUUUGCCCAAUUGCACGCCAGACAAAUGGCGGAUAAUUCGGGUUUGAAAAUCUACUUUACGCACGUCCUGCGACCUAACGAUGCUGGCAUACUGUCAAUCGGAAUGGACCCCAACUGGCGACACAUCAUCCCGCCGGGCCAGAAGCGGGUCGUUUCCGAGGGACAGUGCAUCGAGGACUGCACCGGCUACGCCUUCCCCCAGCAGGGCAUCAACAUAUUCGCGGUGAUGAUGCGCACCCACCAGAUCGGCAAGGAGGUCAAGUUACGCCAGAUACGACAAACCGAGGAGCUGCCGCCAAUUGCACACGACAGCAAUAUAGAUGUUGCCUAUCAGGACUUUCGACGUUUGCCACAAUCGGUGCAUUCCAUGCCCGGGGAUAGACUCAUCGCCGAAUGCAUUUAUGACAGUUCGUCACGAAAGGCAAUUACCCUGGGUGGACUUACCAUGAAGGAAGAAAGCUGCACGGUGCUGACACUCUACUAUCCACGCCAGAAGAAGCUGACAACGUGUCACUCACUGCCGAGUCUGCCCACAGUGUUGCACUCGCUUGGUAUCGAGCAACUGGCAACCGACUCGAACCCCGUGCUUAUAUCAUCGCCGCCCGAAUUGGCCGGAAUGACACUGGAGGCACGUCUGAUAUCCUACGACUGGGAGAAUCAAUUUGGCGAAUUCCAGGAGGCCACACGCAAGGGCAGCUUCAAGCCCAUUUGCUGGGGGGCCAAGAAUCAUGUGGUGCCGGGCUCCGAGUUCCUCGAGGGCUACAGCAUAAAUGUGACCAAGACGUACAAGAAGCACCGGCGGUGCAAACCCAAGCGGCCCCUGGCCCCGCCCACCGAGCGCACCGCCCCGCCGCCCGCGUCCGACCUCAGCGAGCUCCCGGUGCUCCACGAGCUGGACAACAACAACAUCAUCGAGGGAGCGGCGCGGAGCAGUCGCAGCUCGGCGACCGACGUCCACAGCUUGAGCCGCGGAAGCGGGCGCCACUUCAUCAGCUGCCUGCUCUGGCUGGGCGCCUCGUCCUGGUGGCUUCUGCUGAUGCUCAGGACGUGAGGGGAUUGAAAGGGAUUCGGCGGCAGACGAAGCAGCAGCACCACAGGCACCACCGUCUCAAUACACUAAACUAACCAUACAGCUGAAGUGCAGAUGAAAAUCAGUGAAAAGCGAAAAUAGGGUACUGAAAUAGCAAACGCAACUCAACUACAGCUCUCUCUCUAACUACAAAUGACAUCUCUUAAUCCUACUACAGAUACAGAUACAUAUACAGAUACAAAUAGAAGCAGAAUGAAAAUGCGGAAAAGAGGAAAACAUGAAAUAUUCAUAAUAAGCUAGCGUAUAACAGCUUUUCCAGACCCCCAACCCCGUACACCUGCUAGUCCCUGACGCCCAUUUAUUUAAGCUCCUCCCUCCACAGUUUUGUUGAUUUUGUUCUAGAGUUUUAGUAAAUUAUUAAUGAUUUUUUUAAGUAGUCUAAGCUGAAAACAAAAUAAAAACAAAUGUCAAAAGCAAAAACUAAAUCAAGAAAAUGAAAAAUAUGAAAAAAACUAAAAAAUAAGGAAUACCAUGUCGAGAAAAACCGAAAAGCAAUAAUUAGUUGUUGUUGUCGUUAUAAAAUAUACAAAAUGCGAAAUUGUAAAAGAUACAGAUAUUAUAGAUAUACACCGUGGCUACAUAUAUAGCAGUCAUUCCUUCAACCAUAACAGAUAUAAACCAUACACCUAUAUUUAGAUAUCUAUGUAUACAUAUAGGGUCUGACUUAUGUAAAGCUUGAGCGUCUGAUGGGUUUUGUUGGGCAUUGCAAGAAACAAUCGUAGAAGGGAAAGGCAUCAAGUGGCAAGUAGAGGAGCGUGCAUCAGGCCCUUCAUCCCUCCCCCGGUUAAGUUUAGUCCGAGCUACUAGGUGGAACUAAGUUCGAGCGGAAUCAUAGAUACAUCACUCAAGCAAAACACACACACAAACAAAGACACAAGCAUGCAUGAACUUUAUACGUCCAUUUAAGAGAAGCAAAUCGAGAGAGACAGAAAGGAUUUAGUUAAACGUAACUUUAGAAAAGACUUGGAUGAAUUUACUCUGUUUUGCAAAAGACUAAGAAGGGAAAUUAAUUAACGGAAAGCGAGAGCUAACUCACACAAUUAAAUUUAGUAAUUUAGGCUGAUUUAAAGGCAAGUUGCAGUAAGGACGCAAAUGAACCGAUAUAUUUUGACACCUGAUUAUUCGUUUUUGGGAACGCUGUCAACUCACAACUAUCCAUUCAAUCUGACUGCAAUUUGCAUGUAUCUUAUUCCUUUCGUUAACCUAUUCAAAUGACACUACACUCGCGCUUUUUGCUAAGUUUCAUUCAGUUACCUAAUGCAAAUCUACCUGCUCUUUCAACUACAAAACGAAAUUAAGGAAAAGAAGCAUAAAUAUUCAGAACACUCAAAGUGUUGCCUCCUCUCUUUCUUACUCGCUGUCGUUCUACUAUAACUCUACGUUUAGCACGAUAGGCUAUAACUUUCUAGACCUAAGUUGUAAAUAUAUAGUACUCUAGCGGACGGAGGACGGGAAACUAAUUGGAUAAAUGGAAAGGUGGAGAGAAGCAUUAUACAGGGUGUGUGAUUAGGUAAGGCUCUCGAUCAACUCGAUCAGCUCGAUUAGCUCGAUCGGCUCUAGCAGUUCUAGGCGUAGUAUUGGAUGUCCCUAUAGGUUCUACCUUUAAUUACAUACGGAUGCGGAUAGACAGUUAGGGGACACUUAGAAGUGUUCCACGGCGCCGCCAAGAUCUGCUCGAAGUAGUAAAAAUAUACCAUAUACAUACGACAUAAAUAUAAAGUACAUUUAUAUAUACACAUACGAUAACUAUAACUAUAAAGUCUAUAUAUACAAUACCAUACAUCUAUAAGUAGUUACGUGGUUCGUAGUUGUAAAUGUGAAUGUGAGUAUUUUAUACAAAACAGAAGGAAACGAAAUAAAAAAGCAAAUAAAGCAAAGCAUAAAGCGAUAAAAAGAAGAACAUUUUUAUACCAAAAGAAAAGAUGAUGAUAAGCCCCCUUGAAGCGAUCGCGAACAGUCGCACGCUAUAUAUACAAAUCAUAUAUAUUUUAGGAUAACUGAUGUAACUAAGAUUAGUGGCAAGUUGGCGUAAACAGAAAGCAAAUGCAAAGUUGAAACAAUCAAAAUAACAUUUAAACAACAAGCGGCAAAGAGGAAACACUUUUUUGCGCUUAACUAUUAAAAGUUUGCCUCACACAGACACACACACGCACACGCACACACACACUGACAUCCCAGUUAGCGGAAAAAGUAAAACUUUGCUGCAGCCAGAAACGCGGCCUUUAUAUAGUAUAUGGGCCAUCCUGUUUUUGAGGUUUUCCCACUUGUCGGGUAACUUUUUAAUGGACCCUCUUCUCAUCCCGAGUCCCAUGCCUUCCAGUUAAACGCCGGCGCCUUCAGCCGUGCCGGCAGCCCCAACUAGGUCUAAUUAGGAGCGAUGAGCAACCGACAUCGUUCUCAUAGUUUUGGCAUUCGAUUCGCCCGCUGUGUCCUUUGUCAUAGCAACCUGGCCACUUUUUCCGUUGCCUCUUUUUACCUUUGUUUGGCACAUUAAUUAAACUUCUUGCCCGGAAAAAGCAGAGGAGGAAACUGGGCAAAAACAAGGCGCACAAUUACAAAGGCAGCGGAAGGAAACUAAAACGAAAACAUUCCUUCUUUGGCUCGCCAAUUGAAAAUUAGUUUGGCCAACUGGCAAACAGACAGACACACAACACACUCAGUCACACACAAAAACGGAGGGAAAUGUAUUCAUAUAAUUUAAUGAAAUGCAAACAACAAAAACGGUUUUGGAAAAUGUACUUGCGAUAGAAACGAUAAAAAAGUCGGAAAAUAGUUUCAAAAACUACUUAUACAAAACGUAAUAAAGGGGAACCAGACGAAAGCUAAAAUAAAAUAAUCCAAAUAAAGCUAAAUACACAGGAACACAAAUACACCGGAGAAGCGCAUUGGCAAAGCAAAAGAUAGCCGGAAAUGGAGACCAGGGGUCGGGGAAAGGUGUCUCGGGGACACAAGCUGAUUAGGGGCUGCAUCAUCCUGACCGAGAUUCACGAAGAUUAAUCCAAUGAAUCGGGCUUCUUGACCGAAUGGCCCUGGGACGAUAGGAGCAGAAUACUCGAAACCCGAAGCGCAGCUUUAGAGUCCAUCUCUUCUGCCCGGUUUCGGCCAUUCUCAGGCUCUGGUGGCUCAAUGCUUUGUCCGGCACGGCCACUUGGCUCUGUCAUCUAGCCGCCUAUAAGCAUUUAACAUUUUUCCACUCCGCUUUGACCCACUCUGACUAUGGUCCUUUGUUGGCGCAGAAAAAGGUGAAGCGGGGCACUCCAUUCAGGAAACUAAUAAGUUUUUAAAACUGACCCAAUUAGCUCGUUUAACUUGUUUCCCCAUUCUGCCGGCGCCUCAAAGACACCUUUUGUUCAUCUGCUCAAAGGCAUCUCGAGAAAAAGGAAAAGAAUAGCCCGAUUCACUAGGAUGCAGUUUGGAGGCUGUCAAGAUGGCUAAGUAAGAAACACGGAAACACACCCUCACACUGAGAAAACAAUAUAGCAUGUUAGUAGUAUCAAGUGUAUAUGUUCUUAGGCCCUCUAUUGAAAGUUUUUAUUUUGCGGAAGCGGGAAGGCGAAGAAGCGAAUGAAUGUGAAAAUGAGGAAAGACGGGAAACGAAAACAAAACACAACCUACCUAAAGCGAUAAACAAAACCUAACUAUUUUUAGUGUGUACCUUGAUUUUUUCAUAGCAAAAGAAGCCCUAAGCCAAGAUGGCAUGUGCAGCGGGAGAUCCCAGGAAAACUAAUCUUAAUAGAUAUAUAUGAGAAAUAACGUAAAAGUAAAAGCAAUAAUGAGCAAACGCAUAGCUAUCAAUAGGAAGAUCGAGAGGUAGGCUAAACAAAUACUCUAACUCUAGGCAAACGAUAACAGUAAGGCAUAGUUGACGAUCGACGGAAGAAACGUGUAGCAUACUUUUUUGGGCAGCCUAUUGGCGGAAACGGAAAUGGAAGUGAAUCGAUCUAUUACUGGUCGGAAUUGAAGAAGGGAAAGCAAAUGGGAACAGGAACGGGGCGAUUAAAAGAGAUAUGAAAAAGGCAGAAAUUGCAUAUGAUUAAAGCGUAAAACAAAAACUAUUUUAAAGUAGAGCAGUUUGCAAAAAUAUUUAAAUGUGUCGUUAGAAAACCCCCAAAAAUUGUAGUUGCAUUGUCGUUAGCCAUAGUAGAAAAGUUGCAUAUUGAAUACGAGGACACAGGAGCUAAAAGGAAAUGAUCGAAGAAGCAUACAUACCAUACAUCAAUCAAAGAGAACUAACAUAGCCGGCAUCUUAGAAACAUCAUCAGUAUUUGUGUAUAAGCCCUGCAUGAAACGAAAUACAUACAAACAGGCCCACAUAGAUACAUAAACAUAUGCAUACCAACAUUAAUAUAUCGUAACGUACGGAUAAAUAUAGCUAAGCCCAACCACCCAGUAACCCAAAGCUGUCCCCCGAACAAACAUAUAGAUCAAUCCCCUGAAAGGAACUUUAAAUACAGCCCGUUAAAAGGAUAACAACACUUGAUCAUAAGCAAUAGACAUCAGAAUCGAGCUCUGCGAGAACGGAGGCAACUGUACUUGACACUUGAGUACGAGGACAGCGAAAAACCAAAGUUAGUACCUCCUAAAUACCAGUAAAUCACUAAAUCCCCUAACGGGCUUUCCUUAAGCGCUCUUCAGUCGCCGCCAACUGGCCCGCACACUUUCAGUUCGAAUGACCUCAAGCUGAGCUCGACCUUACCUCAAUCUGUCAAAGGUUAAAAGCAAGCGGUUGCCUCUACUCUCACAGCCAAAUCAACACUCACGAACAGCCACACACCGACACAGUUAGAAACCAGACAUUUUUGAUACCGAACUAAAUGAUAAUGAUUAUUGAGAACCGGAAGCAGAGUGAGGAGAACAAAAGGACGUCGGACGAACAUCAUUUACGAGUAUCUAUUGUGAACUACAUUGUUUGAUUGAGAGCUAAGUUCCGACUACUACAACCACUACUCUCUAUGAAUGUUUUUAAGUUAUCACUAAAAUAAUUUUGUAAUAUACUAAACCGCAAGCUAAGCAACUUUUACUAUAACAACAAAUGAUGAAAACCGAAAAAGUAAAAGCAAAACAAACAAUAAAAUAAAAUAUAUAUUAAAUAUAUAUAUACAUAUAUAUAUAUAGAAAUUAAA